AUGAGGGAUUUCCCUUCUUGCUCUGGUGAAAAUGGAGUUCAGAUUGCGGAUUCUUCUUCCUCGAACGCCGGGAAAAAUGCUCAGAAUCUGGUCGUUUGUAUCUACCGUUGUCGCAUCAGAGGUAGGACUUGCUUGAUCACAGUCACAUGGACUAAGAAUCUGAUGGGUCAGUGUGUAACCGUGGGAGUUGAUGAUUCUUACAACCGAAGUCUGUGUAAAGUCGAGAUUAAGCCGUGGCUCUUCACUAAACGAAAAGGGUCCAAGAAUCUAGAGGCGUAUUCCUGUAAUAUCGAUGUGUUUUGGGAUCUCUCCUCCGCAAAAUUCGGAUCCAGCCCUGAACCUUUAGGAGGUUUCUAUGUAGGCGUUGUUGUGGACAAAGAAAUGGCUCUUCUUCUUGGUGAUAUGAAGAAAGAAGCUUUCAAAAAGACUAAUGCUGCACCUUCUUCAACUCUUGGUGCUGUGUUCAUUGCCAAGAAAGAACAUGUCUUUGGUAAGAGAACGUUUGCAACAAAAGCUCAGUUUUCAGGUGAUGACAAAACCCAUGAUCUUGUGAUCGAAUGUGAUACGAGUCUCAAUGAUCCUUGCCUCGUUGUUCGUGUCGAUGGAAAGACCUUGAUGCAGGUGAAGCGGCUUCAUUGGAAGUUCCGUGGCAACGAUACGAUAAUUGUCAAUAGUAUCUCUGUGGAAGUUCUCUGGGAUGUCCACAGUUGGUUCUUCGGGCUGCCAUCAUCACCAGGAAAUGCUGUAUUUAUGUUCAGGACUUGUCAACCUGUUGAAAAGACCUGGUCUUUCACGCAAGUCCCGACGAGCUCGAAAUCUCAAAGUUAUGGGUUUUCAUUGAUUCUGUACGCUUGGAAGAACGAGUAG
Molecule: messenger RNA, 867 nt
Organism: Arabis nemorensis
Lineage: Eukaryota; Viridiplantae; Streptophyta; Magnoliopsida; Brassicales; Brassicaceae
Source: the annotation of a GenBank genome assembly